ACCUACAUAUUCGUUGCGAGGCCGUGCUGUCGCUUUUGCCGUCACCGCUGAUGCUCUGGCGCUGUGCCGCUCGCGCCAAAACUGUGUCACUGGGUGGGUAGAGGCACAUCGCCGUAUAGUUAUUGUUGUAUCGGCGUGCGUCGGCCGGCUCGCGGGAUCAGUGGGUCGUCCGCGGCGGUCCGUGGAACAGGCGCAGCACAGCUCCGGCCUAUAGAGCGAUCGGCGAUUUUGUCGUCCGCGUGCGUGUCGUAGUCGUUAUUAUUACAUUUUCCGUCGAUUCAAAUAUACUGUCGUCGGUCCGGUUACGCGCGCGCGCCAGCGAAUCUCCGUCGUUCGCCGAGCUCCGGCCAGCACCGGCACCGAGACACCGGCCGGGUUGAGUAUUUGAACAUGUUUAAGAAAGAAAAACCAAUGAUGUCCGUGUCGGCCAUCAUACAGAGCAGGGCGGCUCACCACUGGAGUAGAGGAUUAAGAUUGGACAAUAAUCUGUCACUGAGUUCAAUGGGUCCUCAGUCGCCUCUAGACCUCAAACCGGACACGGCCACUCUAAUGGUUAAUUUUAGCCCUCCGGGAGCUCCUUUAAGUCCUGCAGGAUUAUAUAAUGUCGACCGGAACAGUAUGAUGAAUAAUUCUUGCAACGUACAAGAUUCUCCGAAUUACCCGCCCAACCAUCCACUCAGCGGUUCGAAACAUCUGUGUUCCAUAUGUGGCGAUCGUGCCAGUGGAAAACAUUACGGGGUCUACAGUUGUGAAGGGUGCAAAGGGUUCUUCAAACGCACUGUGAGGAAAAAUUUGUCUUAUGCGUGUCGCGAAGAAAACAAAUGCAUUAUCGACAAGCGUCAACGAAAUCGGUGUCAGUACUGCAGAUAUCAAAAAUGUUUGACCAUGGGCAUGAAAAGAGAAGCUGUGCAGGAAGAAAGGCAGCGUACAAAAGAACGAGAUCAUAACAACAUCGAAGUUGAGCCCACAAGCAGUUCUAAUACUGAUAUGCCAGUAGAACUCAUAUUAAGGGCUGAGAAUAAAGCUGAUGCUAUAAAGACUGAACAACAGUAUAUAGAGCAACAACAUCCUCAACAUACUGUUGGUGCUAUUUGUCAAGCAACUGAUAAGCAGUUAAUACAACUUGUUGAGUGGGCCAAGCAUAUACCACAUUUUAAAAAUUUACCUCUAGGCGAUCAAGUUUUAUUAUUGAGAGCUGGUUGGAAUGAGUUGAUGAUUGCAGCAUUUUCCCAUAGAUCAAUCAGUGUAAAAGAUGGUAUAGUUUUAGCUACUGGACUUACUGUUGACAGAGAUUCAGCUCACCAAGCUGGCGUUGAAGCUAUAUUUGAUCGUGUACUCACUGAACUUGUUGCUAAAAUGAGAGAUAUGAGUAUGGAUAGAACAGAGCUUGGCUGCUUGCGUACUAUUAUUCUUUUUAAUCCAGGUUCAAAAGGUUUGCAGUCUGUGAAUGAAGUGGAGAUAUUACGUGAUAAGGUAUACGUUGCGUUAGAAGAAUAUUGCCGUACAACACAUCCAGAAGAACCUGGGCGAUUUGCUAAACUACUUCUUCGGCUUCCUUCAUUACGCUCAAUAGGUUUAAAAUGUCUGGAACAUUUAUUCUUUUAUAAACUUAUUGGGGAUUCGCCAAUUGAUACAUUUUUAAUGGAGGUUCUUGAAUCAUCAUCACAUGAUGUUCAAGUAGCCACAUGAUUUCUAAAAAUUUUGAUAAUUAAUAAUACUAUUACUUGAAUAUAAUGGUUAUACAUUUAUAAGCUAUUUAUUAGG
Molecule: messenger RNA, 1764 nt
Organism: Diuraphis noxia (Russian wheat aphid)
Lineage: Eukaryota; Metazoa; Arthropoda; Insecta; Hemiptera; Aphididae
Product: retinoic acid receptor RXR-alpha-A-like
Biological process (GO): regulation of DNA-templated transcription
Cellular component (GO): nucleus
Molecular function (GO): sequence-specific DNA binding; zinc ion binding; nuclear steroid receptor activity
Source: RefSeq, a predicted model, not a curated record